GUAUAAAGCAGCACACAUGUGGCUGAGGGGCUCAGUGUGAACACUCAGCUCGUAUCCACAAUGAAGCUUCAUCUUCAGCCUGUGUGUCAGCUUACUUUCCUGAGCCUCUGCUGUGUGCUCAUUACAGUGAGAGAGUCAGACGGCACGUUCGUCCCGGGAAGAUGUCAGUGUCCAGAAACACAGAACGGUGUCAGAGGGCAGCUUAAAGAACUCAGUGUGUUCCGAAAGAGCGCCAGCUGUGAUAAAAUCACUGUGAUAGUGACACUGAAGGGCAACAAUGAGAGGAGGUGUCUGAAUCCAGACGCAGCGCUGGGUAAACAGCUGAUCCGCUGCUGGAACAGGGCUCACAAGUUGGGUCGUGAUGUAAAGCUAUGCCUAAAGAGGAGGAGGGGAACAAGAGGUCAACGCCAGCGGAGUGCACGAAGGAGCCGAGUUCAGGGCAGUAGAGCCUCUGUCUAACUGUCAGCAGUCUUCUCCUGAAACCUGAUCCAAAGCUACUGUGAGGAGAAAAGUGUGCUCAUGCUCCAAGUUGCUGCUGUUUGGAGUCUAGGCCAUCUGAGGCCGAUGAAAACAAAAAAAAAACAGCACGCCACCACUUUCCUCCUAUAACUGUCACUCUGCUUCGACAUCAGGCUCCCCCUGAACUCUUCUCUGGGCUGUAAAUCAAACUCCCCCUCUGUGCAGGGAGCAGGGAGGGUCUGUCUUUUAUGUGUGAAUGACUGAUGUGAUGGUAAAUGCUAAGCCCUGGAGGCUAGUCAUAAAUGCGGACAAUUAUAGCUUUAAAACACUGUUAUAUGGUCAAUGUAUUGUUGAUGUGUAGUUCUGUGUCUGCAGCAGGAAAGGCUUACAGAAGACAACAUGUUUGUUAUUUAUUUUUAUACACAUAAAGGAACUUUAAGAUGUUUUUUAAAUAAAUAUGACAGAAAAACAGUC
Molecule: messenger RNA, 933 nt
Organism: Notolabrus celidotus (New Zealand spotty)
Lineage: Eukaryota; Metazoa; Chordata; Actinopteri; Labriformes; Labridae
Product: C-X-C motif chemokine 11-like
Exons: 4
Coding region: 61-459 (132 amino acids)
Biological process (GO): neutrophil chemotaxis; cellular response to lipopolysaccharide; inflammatory response
Cellular component (GO): extracellular region
Molecular function (GO): CXCR chemokine receptor binding; chemokine activity
Source: RefSeq, a predicted model, not a curated record